AUGUCUAAGAGCACAGGAAUCAAACCUAGAGUUUAUUGUGUUGAAUUUGCCAAUAAUGAGAGCCCAGUGCUUGGUGUAGUUACAAUUGCAGUCGUUGUGAAUAGGACAAACAAACCAAUUGUUGGUCGAGUAAUGGGAGGUUCGAGUGCCAUUAAUUACUUAGUUUACAUGAGAGGUAAUAAAAGAGAUUACGAUGAUUGGGCUGCUUUAGGAAACUAUGGUUGGAGCUACCAAGAAGUUUUACCAUACUUUAUCAAAUCAGAAAACAACAGAAAUAAGGAUGAUGUAGACGAAUAUUAUCAUGGCUAUGAAGGGCCAAUGACGGUGGAAAAAUUUAAAUAUACAGACCCAAAUGUAGUCAUGCUUGCAAACGCUUUUGAAGAAAGCGGGCUGCCGAUAAUCGAUGUCAAUGGAGAAGACCAAAUUGGAGCUAUGAUUGUCCAAGCAACUGCUAGAAAUGGAAUCAGAAUGUCUACCAAUGCUGCUUUUAUUAGACCUGUUAGAAACAAAAGACUAAAUCUUCGUAUCAGAACAAAUGCUCAAGUUACCAAAGUUUUAAUAAAUCCUACCAAAAAGAUCGCUUAUGGCGUUAGAUACUUCAGAAAUGGCAGAUGGUACAGAGCUCACGCAAGCAAAGAAGUUAUUCUGAGUGCUGGUGCCUUGAACUCUCCAAAAAUAUUAAUGCUAUCCGGCAUAGGGCCUAGAAGACAGCUGAGAGCUUUAGGAAUAAAAGUAUUGAAGAACUUGAAAGUAGGAUACAAUCUUCAUGACCAUGCUACGACAAACGCUAUGUUGAUGAGUCUAACGAAUAAAACGUCAACGCAAAUAAGUGCCAUAAACAUUAUAAGAGAAGUCAAAAGGUAUUAUUCUUCAAAAAAUAAAGAUGGGCCGCUGUCAGCGACUGGUCCUUUGUACGUAACAGCCUUUGUGAGAACACCGUUUGCUGAUGAAGAUGAAACAGUACCAGAUAUACAGUUCCACUUCGAUGGGAGACAUUUGAGAGAGUUUUAUUCUGAUCCUACCACAUAUCUCUCAACGAGCAUAUUCCCUUUUUCGUAUUAUGACAGCAUUAAUGUAAGGCCAAUACUCCUGCUGCCUCAGAGUCGUGGAUUUCUUACACUGAACACGACUCACCCUGUCUUUGGUCAGCCAUUGAUUUACCCAAGAUUUUUCACAGACCAAAGGGAUGUGGACACUCUAGUAGCUGCUUUGAAAAUGGUAGUUGAAUUGGAGAAUACUCGUGCGUUCAAAGAAAAUGGAGUGGAGUUUGUAAGAUGUCCCGUAGAAGCUUGCCAGGCCUUCCAAUGGGGAACUGAUGAAUAUUUUUUCUGCUUACUCACGCGUUAUACUGGAACUAUAUUCCAUCCAUCUGGAACGUGUAAAAUGGGACCUGAAUCAGACAAACGCGCAGUAGUUGAUCCAAGGCUAAAAGUGUAUGGAAUAAGACAUUUGAGAGUAGCAGACGCUUCUAUAAUGCCAAAUAUAGUUCGUGGUAAUACAAAUGCACCAGUCAUAAUGAUUGGUGAAAAAGUUUCUGACAUGGUCAAAGAAGAUUGGUCUCAUUACAGUUAA
Ostrinia nubilalis (European corn borer) is the source of this 1572-nucleotide messenger RNA. RefSeq names its product glucose dehydrogenase [FAD, quinone]-like. The record is from RefSeq and is a predicted model, not a curated record. The transcript has 3 exons. Gene Ontology annotation, molecular function: oxidoreductase activity, acting on CH-OH group of donors; flavin adenine dinucleotide binding. NCBI's taxonomy places the organism in Eukaryota, Metazoa, Arthropoda, Insecta, Lepidoptera, Crambidae. The coding region runs from base 1 to 1572 and encodes 523 amino acids.